GGCCGAUCGACUCUAUACCGAAACAAAGAAUUUCCUGGAAUCACACGUCCGGGAGAUGCUGGCCAAUAAGGUGAUGGCGAAGCAUGAUGAAACCAAUGCAAAUAAUACGAAUAGCAGACCAGAUCUACUGCAGCGAUAUUAUAACACCUGGAGGGAAUAUAGCCAGGGCAUCCAGUAUCUUCAUAAAUUGUACAAUUACUUAAACCAGCAGCACAUCAAAAAGCAAAAGAUCACGGAUACGGAUACAAUCAGACCAGUGCGGCCGAGCAAAUGGAAAUUGGUGAGCUUGGCCUGA
Molecule: messenger RNA, 295 nt
Organism: Drosophila navojoa
Lineage: Eukaryota; Metazoa; Arthropoda; Insecta; Diptera; Drosophilidae
Product: cullin-2-like
Source: RefSeq, a predicted model, not a curated record